CAAAAAAAGUCUAACCGCCCUCUUCACCCUCCCCAGUGGCCUCCCCUCUCUUUUGCUUCCCCACACACAUUUCGUUUUCAUUCUCCGAUUAUUCACUCGCCCUUCCCUCAUCACUCCUAAUUUCCGAUGACCGGCGGCGAUAACUGUCACCGGACGGAGAACUGAGAUAAAACAGCUCACACAUAGAUACACCACACUCUCUCUCCUCUCUCCGUUCCAGCAUGUCCGAGAACAACGACGUAACGCUACAGACCUUCCGAGCGCUGGUAGAGAGCGCUGACCACAAGUUCGCUAGGGUUCGCGACGUUCCUGCGUACGGUCGCGUGAGCCAGAGCCACUUCUUCCACAAGGUGUUCAAGGCGUACACGCGGCUCUGGAAGUACCAGCAAGAGAACCGGUCGAAGCUGGUUCAGUGCGGCCUCAAGCGCUGGGAAAUCGGCGAGAUCGCGAGCCGAAUUGGCCAGCUCUACUUCAGCCAGUACAUGAGGACCAGCGACAUCAGGUUCCUCGUCGAGGCCUACGUAUUCUACGAGGCCAUACUCAGCAGAAGGUACUUCGAAGGAUCUGAAGGCUCGCCGAGAGAUCUGGGAGUCCGGUCCAAGGAGUUGAGGUUCUACGCGCGGCGCUUCGUGGCUCUCGUUGACGAUUGCAGAAGUAACUUCCGGGAAACUAACUUCAAGGAGUGGAAGCAAGUGGUGCAAGAAAUUGUACGCUUUACAAAAGUCGAUAAGGGCUUUAAUAUUAGACCUCUGCGUUACUGUACCACUUUUGAUACACAUCGGUCUUCUCUUCCUUAUGUGGCUCGUUUUCAUGCAAAGAGGGUUUUAAAAUUUCAAGAUGCACUGUUGGCAAGCUAUCAUCGAAAUGAGGUCAAAUUUGCUGAGCUUACAUUGGACACCUAUAGAAUGAUACAAUGUUUAGAAUGGGAGCCCAGUGGAUUAUUUUACCAAAAGCCUACAGUUAAACCAAGUGAAAACGGUGACUCUAUUGAUCAUUCUGGAGCUUCUGGGAUAAUCAGUAUGAAUCUUGCUGCAGAUAUGACUGAUCCAAGCAUGCCUAGUAAUCCUAGAAAAGCAACCUUGUAUCAUCCGUCUGUGACGCAUUUGAUAGCAGUUAUGGCCACAAUUUGUGAGGAACUGCCAACAGAUAGUGUUGUGUUAUUAUAUAUUUCGGCAUCAGGAAAGUCUGGUCAUAGUAAUGUCUCUCCAACGGGAAAUUCUGGUGGGUCAUCCAAAUAUUCAAGAUACAAAGGGCUUUAUCAGGACUUGGGUACUUCUGAAACUCAAAAUAAUGGCAAGAGAGAAUUGAGCAGCUAUGACGAUUUUCCUAUAUAUAUAUAUAUAUAUAUAUAUAUUGGUGGUUAUUGUUCAAACAAUCUCUACCCUGGUGAUCUUAUUCCCUUCACUCGGAAGCCUCUUUUCUUGAUUAUUGAUAGUGAUAACAGCCAUGCAUUCAAGGUUUUGCAUGGUGCGGAAAGGGGGGAGACAGCCGCACUCUUUCUUUCACCUUUAAGGCCAAUUUUCAAGAACCCAUCUGAAGUACACUCACAUACUGGAAGCCAAUUUACCUUUUUCUUGACUGCUCCUUUGUCAGCAUUUUGCCAAAUGAUUGGUGUCUCCCCCAACGAGGCUGAUGCAGAUUUCUACAAUGAGGCCGAGAACAUACUUGCCAAUGCUUUCUCUGAGUGGGAAAUUAUUCUUUGUUCAUCGACUAGCAUGGAUUUAGUAUGGGCACAAAUUAUAACUGAUCCAUUUAUAAGACGGCUCAUUCUAAGAUUCAUAUUCUGCCGAUCCUUGUUAUCUUUUUUCUGUCCACCUGGGGAAAGUGAACAGUAUAUUCCCCUUUGCUUACCGCAACUACCCCCUUCUGUUUCACCAAAGGCUGAAGCAGUACGCUCUGUUGUGACGCAACUUGCUAUGCACUUUGACGUUACUGACUCCUUUCACUUCACCGAUAUAUAAGAUUUGGGACUUGUAAUGUAAAAAGAAAAUAUUGUUACUAGUAUAAAUUGCAGGCUUUGGAUGCUAAGGAUACCCGGAUCAAAUGGGAAUUUGAGACAGAAUUUUGUGGGUUGACCUUUUGGGCGACAUGAGAUAAGUAUUUAUGGUGGACAUGGGCUGUCAGGGUGGAAACAAACUUGUUGGCGAUUGUUGCGUCUGCUUCGACCCCACCCUGCAUCAGUAUUGGUUUAUAAUGCUGUAGUUGGUGGUUUGCUCUUUGCUUUAGUUAGGUCGUGGUAGGGCCUGGUUACUUUAUCAUGUGUUUGAUCGUGGCAAGCUAAUUGUUAGUCUAAAAUUAGUUGUAUUUGUUUAUACUUCAUAGCGUUGGAAGAAAAAAAAAAAAGAAAAAAGAAAAAGGGAAGUCAUUGUUAAUUCAUACCGUUUUUUAGCAGAAGUGGUCGGUAUUGAAACCCCAUUGAUUGAAGAGUUGGAUGUACUCAAGGAAGAACGAAUUCGAAAAAACUCAAAAGAAAAGUGAAACUAAUAUACCCUGUAUAUUCAACGUCAGAGCAUUUCCAUGUUUAGAUGUAGAAAGUAGAAACAUUAGGAUGCAAUGUGCCUUUUUUGUGAUAAAUAUUAUGUAAUCAUUAUUUCAGUAUCUCAUCAUCUCAUGGUGGGCUUUGGUAGUUGCUCCGUUGGUAUUAUGGCAGACAUAUUUGUGGCUAGCAGCUAUUUACUUGUUUCGAGUUUUGACACACAAAAA
This is a messenger RNA of Arachis duranensis, 2703 nucleotides long. RefSeq lists its product as uncharacterized. Gene Ontology annotation, molecular function: transcription corepressor activity. The record is from RefSeq and is a predicted model, not a curated record. Gene Ontology annotation, cellular component: nucleus. Gene Ontology annotation, biological process: DNA-templated transcription. Lineage: Eukaryota; Viridiplantae; Streptophyta; Magnoliopsida; Fabales; Fabaceae.